Molecule: messenger RNA, 6881 nt
Organism: Amoebophrya sp. A25
Lineage: Eukaryota; Dinophyceae; Syndiniales; Amoebophryaceae
Source: the annotation of a GenBank genome assembly
GUUACAUCUCACCAUGAUCUUCAAGACGCACCAACCAUUUUGUUGCAGGUAAAUUUCUACGUACACAAUUUGCUCCACCACCCCCUUUCCUAGGCUCCUUACCGUGGAAGGAACUAGUCCAUGUUGAAAGUUUAACAACGCGUGGAACAGCUGGAACAGCUAGGACUUUUGGAAAGAAUUGCGUACCUACAACAGCGAACAUUGAGUACCAGUACCUACAACAAAGAAACAGAGAAGGUUUAACAAGGCAGGUGGAAAGGCAAGAAACAAGAUCAAGAAUUAAGAAGACAAAAAUAGUAAGCGAAGGAAGGUGAUUUCUUUCACUUCUACGCAGACGUACCUAUGUUGGACUACCUAUCUAUGAACUUGUAUACUUGUAGUCCCUAGUACGACGAAAGAUCAACAAGGAUCAAGAAUAUGCAUUCACGACCCUAGAAGAAUUGCAGCGGGUCAAGAAGAAUUGCAGCGGGUCGAACUUCAAAGAAGGUGUAAUUCUUUUGAUUGAAGAUGAAAAACAAUGAUUUUUUACAACUUUACUUCAGACUGUAUCCAUGCAACGAACAUGUUUCAUCCACUCAACAUUGACGCCUUUCACAUCCUAUUUUGUUCAGGUUCUUUCGAAAGCAACAAACAACCCCCGUCAACGAAAUUCUUUGACUUCGGACCGAGGCGCAGAAAAACACGAAACAGCGGGUACUACUACACAACUAAUAUUCAUCCGAGGCAAACAAAAUCCUAGAUUAAGAUUUGGAUUCCAGGACAUCAAGCACGACGAGGUCCGUUAAAAUCCCGAAUCCUAACACACCACUCUAUAGAUUGCCGGAAGCGAACAAGAGAGGAACUUUGAUAGACGAAUCGAGCAAGCACGCUGAGGCGAGAAGCACGUAAUUUGAAUUACAGACUUGCGACUUAUUCAUCGUGUAGUUCAUCUUCAGGAGCGUUAUAACUCACUUGAAGAUUAGAUUAUGAUGUUGAACUCGGAACAACGGGUAAAUAAAGAAAGGUGAACUUGAAGUUGGAGAACUACUAAGAUUUUUGCUCCUGAAAACGUAAAUACUCUAGGGCAUCAAACAAAUUCAGGUCCACCUCCGCUUUCCAGUUACAAGAAUUGUUUUCAGUUCCUCCGGUUUCUUCAGUGUCUGUCCGGACCACGAAGGCAGGUCAAGCACGAUGAUUCCAACGUCUUCCCAGCCCCUUUCAGGGGGUGCCCACCCUUUGAUCGCAACCCAAGACCUCGAAGGUGGUUUCUUUGGCGGAAAGGUACCGAGCCCCACAAGCGCAUUCUCUGGGCGCGAUGACAAAAAAAGAGGUUAUGACGAGGCUCCAACUCCAGCACGACGAUUAUUUUUGUUGAUGUGCGCAAGUUUUCCUUCUAAAAUCUACUCACACGUUCUUCUUAUCAUUUCAACAAAUGUAGUUUUGUUCCUUCAUCUAACAAGAAGAUACAUCAUGAAUGAAUUUGAAAAAUAGUUCUACUACUUGUUCUACUAUGCACUCAUGUACAUGUUGACAAUCACUUCUUCUAAUAUCUCGCUGGUGCCCUGGUCGUGAUCGACAAUCCUGUGACGGGUCGCGUCGUCGUCAAGCGCCAGACUCUUUUGGGUAUGGCCAUGCUUUGCAGCUUGGCUCUGUUUGGCCUCGUUUUCUUCAAAUUUUGCUGGCCCGGUCGCGGAGGUGCUGAUGUCAAAGUGGCAGGAGGAGUCAAAUUAAGGCAACCGUGGUUACAGUUUCACUAGUAGAAUUUGUAUAUCAAUAUCAAUGUCAUCUACUUCUGUUGCUGUAGAGAAUAAUUAUUUUUUCGUCUAAGGUCUACCUGGGUAUUUCAAGUUCAUGCAGCAUCUUCCGAAGCAUCUACUUACUCAUCUUUACUUCCACCUUGCUGAGGUAGGGAAAAAUAGCGUCGCCCUGAUUCAAAUCUUUGCGGUACAACAUUCUCUAAUAUUCAAAGAGGGCAACAACGACCCUUUCGGCCAAGCUGCAUUUGACGACGAUUUUGACCUUUUUGCUCCGAAAAAGAAGCAGACUUCGCCAACGCGUAAAAAACCGACAUCCAUUAAAUUAUGGCUACUGAGUGAAGUUGUCAUCUACUCUAUCAUGUCAGUCUAGUAGAAGUACUAACUUUUUUACUGUUUCUUCAUCGUGGUGACGAAGUAGAUAGUUCAGACUUGUUGUAACUGUUCGAAAUGAAAUGAGAUGACGAAACCUCUCCUCCAUCUCCAUCUCCUUCUCCUCCUCCCCCUCCUCUUCUAAGUUAUCCCCAAGUGGUUCCGGAGCGCCCUCUGUCCAACGCGUUGCAAAAGGCAUUGAACCAAACCAAUCGUGCAGUCUCUUCCCGAGAGAAGCUUGCGCGUGAACUAACUUCCUACCAUCACAGCGCUGAAGCAAGCAAAGACUCCAAAGCCAACAUUACCGCACACCUUGAUGCACUGGUACUAAAAAAACUACAUUUUUACGCCACCACACCUUGGUGCGCUGGUGGUACUGGAACAACUAUAAGUUUGGGCUUGAAGAUAGUUAUAGCGAAAUAAAUUUAAAUCAAUGAAAGGAUUAUUCAAGAGUACUUAUCAACAAGUCGCAAGCAUCAAAGAACAUGUAGUCUGUUAUAGACUCUUAAGCAACAUCGUCAACUCCAUUCUCGUCCUCUCUCAAGUCUCAACAUCAAAAUUUUCACCACAUCAACAGAUGAAGCAGGCAUCGGAAGGUGGACCCAACAAGACGCAACCUGUGAUGAACCAAGCUGCUUUAGCUGGUUUGAAAUUGAUGUCGCGAAUGACCGACCGCCUAGAGUUACGGCUCUUCACUAAAGUUCAUUUCUAGUUCGAAAUGCCAUUUUUUUGUUUUUCUCCCUGUUUCCCUCUACUUAGAACUCAACUGGGAGAUGAAAUGUAGGCAUCGAGAAAUGUUGAACUCUUUCGCGGUCUAAUAAAGCGCAGUCACAAACUUGUCGAUUUGUUCCACGGCCACUCGCUAUGGAUCGUUGCUGGAGGCUCGUCCACUUACAGUUUCGUAAGCCAAGUUCUCAACUACGUCAGGAACCAGGUAUUCAACUACGUCAGGAACAACCAGGUAUUCAACCACGUUAGAAACCAGGUAUUCAACUACGUUAGGAACCAGGUAUUAAAUUCAACUACGUCAGGAACAACCAGGUAUUCAACUACGUCAGGAACCAGGUUCUCAACUACGUCAGGAACCAGGUAUUCAACUACGUCAGGAACCAGGUAUUCAACUACGUUAGAAACCAGGUAUUCAACUGUACGUUAGGAACCAGGUAUAAUUCAGCUACGUCAGGAACAACCAGGUAUUCAACUACGUCAGGAACCAGGUAUUCAACUACGUUAGGAACCAGGUAUUCAACGACGUUAGAAAUCAGGUAAUACUCAUCUACAACUAGUAAUAGUAGGUAGUCGCUACUAGUACUUGUACUACUACACCCUUACUAGUACUACGACUACUUUUGAGUACGUACUAGUAGUGGAGGAUCUUGUUCAUCGAACUUCAUCUUCAACUAGAACAAGUGGCCCAUUGAUUGAAACUCUUUGUCAUCAUGAUCAUUGUUCAACGACUACCACAGAUCGAUCCUUCAUCAUCAAGAUCAACAUUGUUCAACAAGAACAACAACUACUACUACAGACCCUUGCCGGACGCAAAAUUGGACCUCCCAUGGCGACCGAUGGACCUGAGGUGGAGGCUUUGGGCCUAACCCUUCCUGGCGAGAUGGACAAAGAAUUCCACAGUUUGAGCCACCUUGGUAAGCGGACCAAGAGCGUCUUCUGGAAGACGCUUUCCGCUGGAGACGCCAUGCUCAGCGCUCGCGUGAAGACGCAACUGGUGUGGGAUGAGACCAAAAUUAGGGGUUCAAACUUGUUGGGAAGAUGAUCUCUAUGUUGGAGGAGCAUCUCUAUUAUGCUUUCUUCAAGUAGGAAAGCCAUACUAGAUAAUAAUGUUGAGUUCUUCUUGUCCUCACCGUUCGUUUUGCCUUUCUGAAUGGGGAAAGGCAUAGCGAACCACACAGUAAAAAAGAACACCAAGAGGAGCCUACCUCUAACAAAAUGGGCCCGGCUGCUUUCCAGGAUCCAGACCUGCGAGCCCGCCAGGAGAAAGCCGCUGGGGUCCAGCCGUUGUGGGACAGCAAGACCCCAGUGGAACUCUUCGUUGCUCUGCAGCCUUUUGUUAUGAUGUGGAGAAGGCCAUGUCCAUGUCUAGAUGGAUCCUCUAAAUGUGAAUCUAUUUUUAGAUUUAUCUGUGCUGGGAUUUACCAUUACCACUACCACUACCAGCACCUAUUAGGUGUCAAAUGAAAACGAAAAUGUGCAAGAUCAUUAGCACUUCUUACCUACGUUCUUCAUUCUUCUACUUUUGUUUGAACAAUUGUCCACAACACCUUCAAGUGCCUCGAGGCGGACUCUCCUAUUAUUUGCAUCUUCUGAUGACUUUCUAUGGUGCAAUGCAUGCAGUGACCACUUCUAAUACCUUCGCUGCCGGCCACCUGAGCAAUACGCUCGACUCGCCGCCUGCACCGGAAGCAGAGAACUUCAACGAUGGGGUGACUGAUGCCUCUGCUUCGGACUCGGCUACUGACACAGCUGGCGCAGCCGCUGCCACCGCGACUUAUCCUCGUGCCAAAAAGCCGGCUCCGCCAUCGAAUCCUUACGAUCAUCACUUUUUACCCCCUCCGUAGGUACAACAAGUACGUAGUUUUUACUACAACGAGGACUACUAGUAGUAAAAGUCAAACGAAAGUGUACUAGGUCAAUAAAGAAUUUAGAUUUGCAUCCACGAUACGGAACAAAGGGAAACAACUCUUGUUGGAUUCAUUCUAGUAAGUAUGAUCUAGUACCUUCAUUCUACUAAGUAGUUUACCUUUAUUACUAGGAAGUCGAAGUUCUGAACCUUCUCCACCAGAUUUAAUAAGAAAAGUAGAUCUCCAGCUGCAUCUGCAUUCUCGGGUCGUCCUCACUAGACUCUACUAGACGCCUCGUCCUACUCUCUCUAAUAUGCGAACCCCGCAUUGAUGCACAGUGACUGGAAGCACGUGCGUCGUGGAACUGCCAUUUCUGCGGUCGAGCAGGACAACUUUGACAUCUUCCGCACUCAAUUUUUCUCCCGUAUCCUGUGGAUGUACGAACUGAGCUCGUUGCUUGCUGGAAUUGUUCAGGGCACCCGUGAGAACAUGCGUAUUUUCGCAGCUCGCAACCAAACGUUCACCGACUCCCGCGACAUCAAAGUCACCUUCGUUUUUUUCCCGCACCAGGAGUUUGGGUUUGCGCCAGCGAAAAACGCUAAAAAAGAAACCAUGACCCACAUGGACGAACAACCCUUAUGUUGACUCGCAAUGAUCACGUUGUUCUUGUUGUACUACCAAUAUUAAUUAAGAACAACCCAAGCCAACAUAUGACCCAAAUCACCUUGCUGUUGUUGUUGUACUACCAAAAAUAUUAAAGGUUACUUAGUUAUAGUUUAAGGUGGGUUGGAAGUUGACAAUGUUGACAUCUUUAUGCGCAUCUCUAUGGCCUCUUCAAGUAGGAAAGCCAUAGAUAUGCGAGCUUCCAACCUCUAGCGAUCGUCUUCGAAGUCGAACUGAUUAUCAACGUGCUCUUGUGAUGCAGCUUCGAUCACGACAAGGAUUCUCUUCUUGUUUUCCCUUAUAUCAAAAUCAGGCUACCAAAUACCAGAACCAUUCACACUGAGCAAUCGAACUCGAACUCCCACACAACAUGGCUCACCAUCCUCGUCUAAUUUUGUACCAGCAGCAAAUGAGCAGCGUCGCUCAUCAACCUGCGCCGCGCCACCUCUUCGUUCGCAUUCCGUUGUUGUGGUGCGUGCAGAACCUGGACCGUUGCAACCGUGGCCUCCAUGCUUUUAAGGUUUCCCCAAAUUCAUCUCUUAUAAGAUGUGCAUCUUUAUUGACACGUAGUAAGUUGUCAAGGGAAAAAGCGCUCAAAGAUGCGCUUCAAGAUGAAUAUUAGAGAAAAGGAGGUCUAAUGCCUGGACCAAGCGCGCUUUUUUGCACCUGAAGCAUCCGAUGCCAGGAGAGCGCAUUUCCUCGAUUUUCCCUCAAGAAGAGAGUUUUUUCUCCCUGGCUUUUUCCGGAAACGAGGAUGACGCGGAAGAGUCCCCGACUGAAAAUGGUAAUAUUUAUGUUGAUAUUUGAUUAACUAAUCCACUAUCGUCUAGAACAACUGCAUUAUGUUGAUAUUUGAAUUUAAUUAGUUUAUUUUCAGACAGUCGUUCUAGUAUUUUGCUUUUCGUUGGAGUAGUAGAGGUUAGAACUUUUUCUAGAUUCUAGUACGUAGAGAAACAAAAAUUGACUGAAAUUAUCCCCUAACUUCAACCAUCUGCUAAAAAUUUCGGAACUCCUCCUAUCUACUAACCUCAUAACUCGUCCUAUUUUCCACCUCACUCCAAACGACAUAACCUAUUAAAAAUUCCUAGGUGCGUCGGGCGGUGGAGCAUCUGAUGAGACUACCUCUGACACCCCGCUGGGUAACUUCGGGAUGGCUCGCAUUCGCGACACGGAGGACUUGCGUGAUGGUGCUGACGAGAGCUUUUUUUACGCUUGAUUUGAUUCAUCUCCCCAGAAGCAUAUAUUAUAAGUAUAAGAAGAUUAUAGAGUUAAUAUGAAUGAAGAAGAUCAUAGAGUUAAUAUCAUAACCAUGCAAAUUAAAAUAAUUGGAGCAUCAUUAAUUAUCAUCAUAGGAGGCAAAAUGAAUAAACCCAAAAUAAAUUGGAGCUCAUUCUAAUUCUUCUCUAUCCCGGAUAUCCUUCGCAUGGUACGCGAGCACAAGAUGCCGAUUGGUACGCUGCAUCCACGCGCAUCCAAUGAGGCAAAGCGUGAUAUGAUUCACGAGUUGCACACGCUGGCGAAUCCUGAGGAUCUGUAG